Messenger RNA from Eruca vesicaria subsp. sativa (arugula), 940 nucleotides. NCBI's taxonomy places the organism in Eukaryota, Viridiplantae, Streptophyta, Magnoliopsida, Brassicales, Brassicaceae. The record is from the annotation of a GenBank genome assembly.
AUGGACGUACAGGAGCUGAAGGUGGAAGGUGCGGAUACGAAGCGGUUCGUGUUGGUUCAUGGAGGAGGAUUUGGAGCAUGGUGUUGGUACAAAACCAUAACGCUCUUAGAGAAACAUGGCUUCCAAGUCGACGCCGUUGACUUGACCGGUUCUGGUGUCAGCUCCUUCGACACCAACAACAUCACCAGCCUAGCUCAGUAUGUCAAACCUCUCCUCCACUUCUUCGACACCCUGAAACCCACAGAAAAGGUGAUUUUAGUGGGACAUGAUUUUGGAGGAGCAUGCAUGUCUUAUGCCAUGGAGAUGUUCCCUUCUAAGAUCUCUAAGGCUGUUUUCAUCUCUGCUGCUAUGUUGGCUAAUGGCCAAAGCACCCUUGAUCUUUUCAAUCAACAGCCUGAAUCAAGUUAUGAGUAUGAUCUAAUGGAACAAGUCCAUCUAUUUCUAUACGCCAACGGCAAAAAGAACCCACCAACAGCCGUUGAUUUCGACAGAUCUUUGCUUAGAGAUUUCUUCUUUAAUCAGAGCCCUCCAAAGGAUGUUGCAUUGGCGUCGGUAUCCAUGAGACCGAUCCCAUUUGCGCCAGUGGUGGAGAAGCUACACGUGUCAGAGAAGAAUUACGGUUCAAUCCGACGGUUCUACAUCAAAACCAUGGAAGAUGAUUACGCUGUACCGGUUUGUCUACAAGAGGCUAUGAUCAAAUCAAACCCUCCUGAACAAGUAUUCCAGCUCAAAGGCUCUGAUCACGCUCCCUUUUUCUCUCGUCCUCAGUCCUUGAAUCGAAUACUCGUCGAGAUUUCUCAAAUACCUUCCAAGAAAUCUUCAUAAACAUGUUACCGGUUAUGUCAAAACCAAACCGUACCGGACAUAGGAUCCCGUAUACUUAAAGGUAGAGAUUGUCGGAUUUGACUUUUUGGAGUUUGCCGCAGAGAUAUAAAAUCCC